Messenger RNA from Tinamus guttatus (white-throated tinamou), 1574 nucleotides. NCBI's taxonomy places the organism in Eukaryota, Metazoa, Chordata, Aves, Tinamiformes, Tinamidae. The record is from RefSeq and is a predicted model, not a curated record.
AGCUCAGGGUUGUCAUACUGAGGCACAAGUGCAUCUGCUAGCUGCUAGGACUUGGCAGAGGGCUUUCUCCUGCAGGGUAGCUCUGACUUCGGGUGAUAAUGUUUGUCAGCUACCUGGUACUAACGUUGCUCUACUCUCAGACAGCAGUGUUAGCAAGACCUGGGGGAGAGAGCAUUGGCUGCGAUGACUAUCUGGGUUCAGACAAGGUGGUUGACAAGUGUGGAAUAUGUGGAGGGGACAAUACUGCUUGCAAAGUUGUGUCUGGAGUUUUCAAACACACACUAACAAAUCUUGGCUACCACAAGAUAGUGGAAAUUCCUGAAGGAGCUACUAAAAUCAACAUUACAGAGAUGUACAAGAGCAACAACUAUUUGGCCCUGCGAAGUCGAUCAGGACGGUCCAUCAUCAAUGGAAACUGGGCAAUUGAUCGGCCAGGGAGAUACGAAGGCGGGGGGACCAUGUUCACCUAUAAACGCCCCAAUGAGAUCUCCAGCACCGCAGGAGAGUCCUUUUUAGCUGAUGGCCCAACAAAUGAAGUCCUUGAUGUCUAUAUGAUACAUCAGCAGCCUAACCCAGGUAUACAUUAUGAGUAUAUCAUUCCAGGAGACAAUGUCAUUAGUCCUCAGUUGCUUGCUCACAGGAGGCCAGGGGAGCCCUUGAAUGGUCAGUUAGAAAUUCCAGGAGGUACAAAUCAUGAGGAUGAGGAUUUGCAUAGGGAGACAGACACUCUCACUGGACAGUCAACUGGAAGUUUUCCAGUUAUUCAGCCAGGAAGAUUUUCUUCUCAUCAGCCAGAAAACCAGGUGCCUGCUGUGCAGCCACCAAGACAAAACCGAGAACACAACUGGAAACAGAUUGGGAAAACUGAGUGCACCACUACAUGUGGGAAAGGGUCCCAGUACCCCAUUUUCCACUGUGUCAACAGAAUCACUCACGAGGAGGUUCCUGAGGGUUACUGUGACAGCAGCACCAAGCCUAUUCCAGAAGAGGAGGCCUGCAACCUCUUCCCAUGUCCAGCUUUCUGGGAUAUCGGGGAGUGGUCUGAGUGCAGCAAAACCUGUGGCCUUGGUAUGCAGCAUCGGCAAAUCUUGUGUCGGCAAAUGUACGCCAACCGCACGCUGACCGUCCAGCAGUACCGCUGCCAGCACCUGGAGAAGCCGGAGACCACCAGCACCUGCCAGCUGAAGAUCUGCAGCGAGUGGCAGAUUCGGACAGAGUGGACCUCGUGUUCAGUGCCUUGUGGAGUGGGGCAGAGGACUCGAGAUGUGAAAUGUGUCAGCAACCUUGGAGACGUUGUUGAUGAUGAGGAGUGUAACAUGAAGCUACGUCCAAACGAUAUUGAGAACUGUGACAUGGGUCCCUGUGCAAAGAGCUGGUUCCUUACAGAAUGGAGUGACAGGUGCUCGGCAGAGUGCGGGGACGGCGUGCGGACGCGCUCCGUGGUCUGCAUGACCAACCACGUGAGCAGCCUGCCCCUGGAGGGCUGCGGCCACAACCGGCCCGCCGACACCACGGCCUGCAGCAACGGCCCCUGCGCCGGCAGGCUCGAGUGGUUUGCUGGCAGCUGGACUCAG